AUUGUUUCAAAAUCCUUCGAAUCUCUUGCCCAAACACAAAGAGGCCUGAUUCACACCUUGUCCAAGGGAUUUGCACCAGAAAAAUCAAUGAAAUCUAACCCAGAUUUCAGCCCUAAAUUUGAUGAAUGUCAUUGUUGUGCAAUCUAUGUUUAAGAUCGGAACAUGCUCUGAUACCAUGAUAAAUUUGAUCAAUUAUAGAGAAGAUAAGAGAAAGAAGAAAAUAUUAUUGAGGUACAAUUAGCCAGAACAACAUAAUAGAAAAAUACAGGUCUUUAUAUAGUGGGACAACAUAAAAGAAAACAAAUGACUAAGCUACCCCUAAGUCUAAAUAUGCUAACUACUCUAACUGAUACAUCUCCUAAAUUGCAUAAAAAAUCAGGCAGUACUCUAUGUACAGAUCUUCCCGCUUUCACAUAUCUGAAAAGGAAAAAAUAAUUUAGGAUGAGUAUCAACAAUUCAGUAGAAUAACUCAAUUUCCAAGUAAACGAGUUUAAAAAUAUAUAGUUUGGCAUGAUUGGGUAAAAGCAAAAUGAGCAUUUGAUACACAUAUACAAGUGAAAGCAUCAUUUUGUGUAAAACAAUAUCAUCUAAGUAAAGUUGAAUACCAAAGAGUUUAGAAACUUCCAGUACAGUGUUACAUCGGUGGGCAACAUCCUAAUAGAUCACUCGAGGUCAAUACGAACAUACGAUCCAACCUGUUGGGGGACUUGCACCUCGAGGAAGAUACUCUCCCUAGUCAAAGUUUAGUGCCAAUUAAAUUUUAGGUCCAUUAGGGUUUUACAGAAGAGAGUGAGAAAGAAGAAGAAAAAUAAGAGAAGAUAGUAGUGUGUUAAGUUACACAGCUACAUCCCAAUAUAUAUAUCAACAUUAAAGUAUCAAAAAUACCCUUAAGGGUUACAUUCUAAAUAACAUAACAUAACACUCCCCUUUAAGUUGGUGUAAAUGUCUCUCAUACCCAACUUGCAAAUGAUAGGACGAAAAUUGUUGGUAUCCUUGUUGGUAUCCUUCUAUCACAUAAUAUACCAAAGGCUUUCCUCCAUUUUUCGGAAUAAUUAACCAAUAAUCUCUAAUUGGACCUCUUUUUGUUCAUAAAUCUGCUAAUACAUAUCAAUUUCAUUCCAUUCCCAUGAUGUUCAUCUUCUUUAUUUGUUUGGCUUUGUUCUAAAAUUUUUUAUUCUUGUUGUUAUAUUUUUGUGCAACUAUUUCAUUUUUAAGAUUCUGUUUAAAGGAUUGAUUGUACAAUUAUGAAACCUUCGCUUGAAGUUGCUAUCAUAUUUUUCUUGUUGAUAAAGUAUUUAAUGGGCUCAUUCUUGAGAUUGAACUAAUUGAUCUAUUUUUCUAUUGUUGAACGUUUUUCAUAAAUAGUGUCAUACUUUCUGGUGGAUAUAUUCAAGAUUAGAAUAUUUACUAAAUUAGAAAAUUUAAAUCAAUAAAUGGUUAUACUUCCAUAAAAAUCAAUUGCAUUACAAAGCUCAAGAACAAUAGCAUAUUAUAAAUAAGAGAUAUUUUCUAAGUUUUGUUCAUCUUCCAAAUCACCUAUAAUAGCAAUAACCUUCCCUAAUGAAAAAAAAUUUGAAUUAGAUUAAAUCGUAUGAAUCAAAAUAUAAAAUAAGCAAACUAUCAAUCAAUGAAAGAAUUUAAUAAUUUCACCGAUGUGUCAACAUUUGCCUAUGGUAAGCCAAAAAAAAAUCUGAAAAUACAGUAUGCAUAUAUGGAGAGAGAGAGAGAACAGUAGAGCUUUAGGAAUUCUUCUUAUUUGUGUACAUAUGAUAUGUUUUUAUUUGGGUACAGUUGUUGGCAGCUUUGACAACAUCAGCAUUGCAUUAAUGAGAGAGGUAGUGAGCUGGCAGCCGUAGAGUUCUAGGGCUUUUCCAUUGUGUGGAUGUGAUCUUUUUAUUGGUCUUGAUGCGACACUUUAAGCUGUCGACAGGCAUCGUAAGAUGAGAAUAAGGCAUUCAUGAAGAGAUAUAAAGAAAGAGAUGAUCCAGUUGUUUCAGGCCUAUUUUACAGUUUUAGUUGUGUGGGUUUGAUAUUUUUUGGGCCUUUUCCAUAAUUUCUUUGUGGGUCAGAUUACUGCCAAUUCCACAACUAGUUGAUCAGUCUUCUUAUUUUUGGGCCAAAUUACUUGUUAUUCCAAUAUUUUUUGGGCCUUCAUCUGUUUUAUUUGGGGCCCCUACUUAUUUGAAGUCCCACGGCGACCAUUUUAAUGGCUUAGCCUAAGGGCCGGCCUGCCAAUAUGCAACCUUUCAAUUUCAACCAAAUUUGACGAGAAUUGUGACAUGUGCCUAUUUUGUGAGUUGGUAUUGUUCAAAUAUGUUUCCCACCCAACUUGGAAUGUUAAAAAGGCAAAAAGUCCAUCGUAAUGCCUUGAAAAAGCAGAAAUGCCCCUCUCCUUCGAUUUCCUACCCUCCUCAUCUUGUUUUUCUUCUAGCAAAUUAUUUUCCAAACUCCCGUGGUUGCAUUGAUUCUGGGACUAAUUUUUAGCAGAACCAGUUGCCUGGUUCCACAGGCAGUCCAUGUUUCAAAUCUUUUAUCUAUUUGUCAAAGCAUCACAGUAUAGCAUACACCAUAAAGAACCUAAAAUGGAAUGAAAAAUAAUCUAACACGGGGUAUCUUGUCCAUUCAUAUCAUGGUAAACAGCUGCAUAAGCUUCAUACUGUCACAGCAGGUCUAUCUGCACCUACUGCAGCCAAAAGGGUCAUGAACAUGAUGUCAGUAGUCAGAAGUUGAGAACUAGCCAUGAGAAUACAUGUGCGUGUGGGUAUGCAUGUGUGUGAUAGAGAUGAAGAGGCGCAGAGAAAAAGAGAGAUGGGUGUAAUCAAAAGAUGAAAGAAAAUGGGUCCUUUGACUAGUUUCGUUAAUGGUGAUAGUUGUAUAGAUUGGUCCAAAUUCAUGCGAGUGUUGUGGUUAUAUUGGAGUGAUAGGAAUGAAGGGUUAUGGGACCAAACCACGUGGGUGUAAAAUGGAACUUGCGCCAAGUUUUUGUUUGAAAUUUAAGUUGAUCAUUAUUUGAUUUAUGAUCAUUUAUCCUUAUGUACUCUCCUCCCCUUCCCUUCUUUCCCUCUUGCCCAAGCCUGAAUCUGAAAUUUAUGUUACCCUUUUUGGUGUCUGGAUGACCUACUUGUUGAUGUUUUUUCUUCUUAUGAACAGCUAGUUCUUGAUUACAACGACAUAAUGAGAAUCCCUGUGCUUAAUGACUACAUAAGAAGAAGUAAUGAAGAGAUUGUGAGGUUGAGGGCAGAAAAGGGUGGGGAGGUCGCCAACCAAUAUUUCUAUCCUCCGGGCCUUCUGCCAAAGUUACCUGGACGAUUUUACUAUCUGUUUGGAAAGCCUAUACAAACAAAGGGAAGGGAAAAGGAGCUGAAGGACAAAGAAAGUGCAAACGAGCUGUAUUUGCAUAUUAAAUAUGAGAUUGAAAGCAACAUGGCUUAUUUGAUUAAAAUGCGUGAGGAGGAUCCCUAUAGAGGUAUCAUUGAUAGAACUGUACAUCGGGCAGUUUCUGCUUCUGUAGAUCAAGUUCCAACUUUUGAACCAUGAAUGGCGAGCUUUAGGGUAUAUUCUUUUACUCCCUAAUAAAUUACAAGCACUGUUUAGGAAAAUUGAUUUAUGAAUCUAAUACAUGCAAGGGAUGAUGAGAAACAUAUGAAUCAAGUGAA
Molecule: messenger RNA, 3656 nt
Organism: Ilex paraguariensis (yerba mate)
Lineage: Eukaryota; Viridiplantae; Streptophyta; Magnoliopsida; Aquifoliales; Aquifoliaceae
Source: the annotation of a GenBank genome assembly